Molecule: messenger RNA, 4438 nt
Organism: Gamsiella multidivaricata
Lineage: Eukaryota; Fungi; Mortierellomycota; Mortierellomycetes; Mortierellales; Mortierellaceae
Product: AEX-3 domain-containing protein
Exons: 13
Coding region: 387-4349 (1320 amino acids)
Biological process (GO): regulation of Rab protein signal transduction
Cellular component (GO): cytoplasmic vesicle
Source: RefSeq, a predicted model, not a curated record
AGUGGGGAUGGAAGGUCAAAGGGACCCCCUGAUUGAUGGCACAAACUGAGAACCAUGCCUCGGCACUACUGCGUCAUGGUCUGCAAGAGUGACACUGGCUGAUCGCAUGGUGUCCUGGUAGACUCACCUGCAACCCCCACUCUCACUCUUGACUCCACUCUCCAUCCGCCCCUUCCCCUUUGCAGCAACCACCUUAAACUUCCUUGCACUUUUCUCACCUCGCACUUCCCAGCUCUUCUAUCCUUCUCUGUCCUUUCCCUCUCCCUUGCCUCCUAGCAUCGCAUUUCUUCGACACUCAUCUCAACCUCAACCUACUAAACUCGACUCUGGGGUUCCUGUCCUAUCCUCACUCGGUUAUUGCCAUCUCUCGCGCAGUUGCCUGAACUAUGACCGGACAAGCACCAUCUCCGAAGCGCAUCGCAGACUAUUUUUUCAUGGUCGGGCUGAGAGAUGACUUUACCCUAACAGAGACACCAACAGAAGACCAACACAGAUGCGAACAGGAGAAUGCACAUGCACAUCGCAUGAAUAACAAUCCACCAAUUCUGUUCAGCAAUGAUUCCACAUACAAUCAUACGAUCGUGCACAGUUCACUGUUCAAUGGUGACACAACGAACAAGAAUACAGUCUUGCCACCAUCUACAGCAAUAGAGGCGGGGGCAUUCACUAUAGCGGGUCAGACAACGGCCGCAAGGUCGCCCAACCGCACACGGUCCAAGUCCAUGGCGCAACCAGCUUAUUCCCUUACUACUGCUACCGCGCAGAUGCCUCCCACUCUUCCCAGCCAUGGCGAGGGAUGGCAGACUCAACAAAUUCUAAGUCCAGGAACAGAGCCUUUUGUCCCUCAAAGGGCGCCCGUAGCACGUAGGACAAGCAUUCUCUCCACAAGAUCGAAUAACCCCGGCAAGAGAUCGGGUACCGUGAGUGACAUUAGUCGCAAAGGAAGCACUGGACUUCACCACAAACCGACCUAUCGACACGUUUCGGCAGGCACGCUUUUCAAAACAGUACAAGAAGGAGUUGAGCAUCCUCAACUUACCAUAGACUCUCAGGCUGGACCUGUAUCCGCUUCACAGCGACAUGGCACAUACCCUACUACACCAACAUCCGCCACGACUUUACACCAGGACAAAGCCGCUCUCUCUGAGCAGGACAUGAAGACUUCGGCACUCAGUAAAAACAUGGCCAUGAUGCGGAGUCGAUCCAGGACAUUUCACGGAACUCAGCAUUUUCAGACAGACAUCCAUAAAGAUGCAGCACAAAAACCACUAGAUACACACCCAGCGGAACGUCUUUUUCAGCCUAUCGUGACAUGUAGAUAUCCAGAGAAGGACUGGAACGACGCGGAAGUGUUUCCACCGCAUCUGCCAAUGUUUUGUUUUCCAGGAGAGUUAUCUUUCAAGCUACAGGAGGAUCGGCCGCCAACGACAUAUCACUCGUUUGUUAUGACGCAGGAGAGCGGGAAUCGCUCAUACGCCAUGUGUGUAACACUGUACGAACGUCUACCAAAGCGCAUGCAGUGGCAGUUUGAUGCAUUGUGUCAGAACUGGACCAGGAGUCAUAUGUCCGAGAGCGAGAUGGAAUAUGCGAAGGUCAUCAAAGCAAAGAUCUCUAGAGAAAAGGCGCUCUUGCGUGGACUGCAGGACAGACUACGGGAGGAGCGGACACUCGGAAGAAAUGAUAGCAUUAUGGAGUUGAAGCGGGAUGUUGUGGAUGUGGAAGAGAAGCUGUCUCUUCUGGAGGAUCAAAUGCAGCCAUGGAGAAGGCUCUUUAUCGAAGCUGAGGAUGUCUGGGUCCCACGGUGCGUUGGCUUGAUCAGCCCGAUACCAUAUCAUUAUCUGCUGCGAGACUGGCUGCUAGCAGUUGUGGUCGCAUGUUCAGGAGGAGUAGAAUAUCCGGGAAUGAGUCUGAACUCCUUGCGACUUGAACGAUAUGUCAGGAACAUCAUUCACGAUGUCACUGUCCCGCCUCUUGGAAGGACGGAAAUCGCAAUUUCAGUGAACAACCGACUCAUCUACGCAUCUAGACCCGCGCUUAACAGCGUCCCCAUUGUCAAAAACUUCUCAUUGUUUCCGCUCUUCCGCUGUCUCUCAUCCGAAAAUGUGGUCACUCUCAUGGAGGUCAUGCUUUCCGAAGGCAGGAUCAUAUUGGUGUCGUCGUACCCGGGGAUGCUCACGCUCGCGAGCGAAAGCAUUCUUUACUUAUUCUUCCCUUUAUACUGGCAAGGAGUGUAUAUCCCGAUUUUGCCAGCCGCCUUGAUGACAUGCCUUCAAGCACCCGUGCCCUAUAUCAUCGGUGUUGAACGGAGCUGCUGCGACCCUGACUUUCCGCCAGAGGAUGCAUGCGUGGUUGACCUGGACAAGGGUACCAUCAAUGUCCAACUGGCGCCAGUACCACUGCCGCCUCGGCCGCGAAGGAAACUUAUCCAGUCCCUGGAGCAGUAUUCAUCCGCCUGCACUGCAGAUGGUGCGUCCUCAGGUCCUCCCAAAUAUGUGCAAGAGGCAUAUCCACAUUCUCGUCUGACCUUGUUCUGCGGUGUGUCUCGAGCGCCACGCUGGAAUAGGAAAUUGGACAGUCUGAGACCGCCCGUUGCCUCUACGCUUUCUGUUGCUACUAGUGCCUCCUCUGUUCCAAAUACAUCGCCAGCAGUCAGUAGGAAAUCCUCCACUAACACUCUGGGACAUCGUGGAUUGAACCCGAAUGUGCUGCCGAUAAUCCCCAAGGUUGAUUUCGAAAAGGAGACAUUGCUGGAGGGUUUUGGGGAGAUGAAGGCGGAAGAGAGCGUCCCAGGCGAUCCAGAAAGGCCCAUGAGAGAAACUGUCAGUAAGAAAGAUCUUCGAUCGGUAGCAGACACGAUGGAUUUGAGGAUAAACCAAAUUGCGCCAGAGCAGGAGGUAACAGAGUCACUCAAUAUGGCAACACGUAAGAUCCUAUCCCCACAACGUGCUCGUGCCAAUUUGUUCGAAGUUCCCAAAAAGCAGGAGGCAGGCGGAAAUCAGCAGACGCCACGGCAACAAUUACUUCAACCCGUGGAUGCAGCUAGCAAUCGUGGUCGCAGUAACAGCUAUAGUACCCUUUUGACGCUAUCGGAUGGCAUAAAUGAGAGACUGGCACAUCGAGCAUCUGUAACAUCGCUCGAGUCUUCAGGCUCGAGUAUCUUCCAGCGGUCAGCUCCGAUAGGUGGCACUCACGGGGCAACCGGCAGAGGUUCUCCCAUGUCGACUAUGACCUCCAAUACCAUGGCCAGCAUCAAUGGGCCAAGUUUUGCAUUCUCGCACCAACAAUACCCGUCCUCCUCGACCACUUCGCUUCCGCCACUGGUGCCGACGGACUCCACCAACAACAGCCAGAACCAAGGCGGUAUCGGAUUUAUUGAAGACGAGAUCGAGAGCGAACCUAGUCCUUCGAUACCCAUCACAAAGGAGGGCCACGUUCUCUCUAUGGUGCCGAACCCUAUUCCCAUGUCUGUGCUCAACUGCCGCUGUGGUAUCUGCUCGCGUGCCCUUGCAGCCCAUCAUCAAGUCUAUAGAUGCGAUGGGUGUUCACUUUUUGUGCAUGCGGGAUGUAUCGAGGAGCUGCUCUACCCCUGUGUGCCGCGUGGAUUCGACGAGUCUGGGAUCUGCUGGAGCGUCUUGCAGAUGUGGGCAGGCCUUCUGAAAGGGUAUCGAUCAGGUAUCCUUGCGGGACAAGCGCUGCAACAGCAGCAGUUUCAGCAGCAGAUUCAGAUGCAAAUGCAGACGCAGGGCCAUGGCCUGAGGGGAUAUGGGCACUCGAGACAGCUGUCAAGCAGUGGAAGUGAGAGCGAAAAGGAGAGCAAAGACAGGUUCUCUUGGGCCAGCUUCCGUGGGUGGACUAGUCGGAGCAGUGCUAACACGAGUAGCCCGGCACAGGCUCCAAGAAGUUCUACGGUGUUGUCUUCGGCCGCGGUUCAAUCACAGCCCCCCCACACACAGACACAACAACCGCAGACCAGAGCAAGGAGGGGAACGAACAGCAGUGUCGUCAGUGAUACAGUCCGGUUCCAUCGCGACGUGUUCUUGAAGAGCGUGGACAAGGAUGCCAGGCCGUUUAUGAAUUCCUUUACCGAAUCUCAGGCAUUCGUGCAGUUUGUGCAGGACAGAGUCGAUCGUUCCCCUGGAGACCCAGAGAUUAUGUUUUUUGAUGAAGUGAUCAAGGCUAAGAUCAACCGCUCCCGCUUCCGGCUAGGCAAAGAGGAGACCAAGUUUCUGGAUGACGCUUCUUAUGGUAUCCAAAGCACUGUCAAAGCCGUUGCACCGUCGGGCGAAAUACAGGAGUAUGAUGAUGACUCACGGCGAUUUCCUACACAUCUGAACCCUGCGUAUUUAUAAAGAAACGCUGUAUCUGAACUUGACAAUACUUUGCUCUUCCCCACUGCAAUAAAGAAAGGGGGGAGUUUGGUCAUCAAAUAUGGUCUCAA